AUGCUCGCCAGAAGCACGACGACGGAGUCAAUGGCGCUGAUGAGCCAAAAUGUGCUCGGCCGCGUUGUGGCGCAGGAGCGGGAGAACGUCCUCCUGCAGGGCGAUGCGCGGCGGCGGGAGGAGGAGGCGCGGCGGGCGGCAGCGGAGGAGCGGGCCGCCUUCGCGGAGGUCGAGGCGUCGCUGCGGGAUGUGGUGCGUUUGUGCGUCGCAUGUGCCGCUUCGGAGCCGGACGCGGCGGCGCGGGAGCUGACGGAGCACAUCGCCGAGGAGGCGGCGGCGGCGGAGUCCUUCGCGUCGGAGGCGCGUCACGAGCGGGUGGCGCUGCUCGCCCGCCGCGCGGCUGCCACUGCGGCGGAAGAGGCGCACGCCGACGAGGACGCGCGUCGCCAGGAAUACGCUGAGCGCGUUGCCGAUGAGGCGGCGGCGCAGCGCGAGCGACUAGAAAUCAUGCGGGUGGAGCAGGAGCGCCUGGAGCUCGAGCGACGCACGGAGUUGGCAACCCUGCGCUACGCCCGUGAGAUGUUUCACGUGAACGUGGACUAA
This is a messenger RNA of Trypanosoma conorhini, 543 nucleotides long. RefSeq lists its product as uncharacterized. The record is from RefSeq and is a predicted model, not a curated record. The transcript has a single exon. The coding region runs from base 1 to 543 and encodes 180 amino acids. NCBI's taxonomy places the organism in Eukaryota, Euglenozoa, Kinetoplastea, Trypanosomatida, Trypanosomatidae.